AUGCGGCUUAUUCUCACCCUUCCCUUUCUCGCAGCCCCAGCCCUCGCCUCCUUCCGCGACUUUGGGAUCCCCGCGUCAUCCGCAACCGUCGACGUGAAAGCGUUCAACGUCGCAAGCUUUACACUCAACAACCUCACCCAUGUGUUUGUGAAGCCCGUCCUGCCCGGCCAGGAGACUAUCACACUCCCCAUAUUUGCGUUCCUCCUUGAACACAAGCCCACAAAGCGGCGCUUCAUGUUCGAUCUGGGCAUCAGGAACGACCCGGAAAACCUGCCGCCGACGUUUGCGGGGCUGUUCAAGUCCAAGACGAUUACGCUUGGCAAGUUCAAGGACAUCACGCAGCUGCUGGUGGACGGCGGCAUCGCGUUGAAGAGCAUCAAAGCGAUCUUUUGGAGUCAUGGACACUUUGACCACAUUGGCGACAUGAAGAAGUGGCCGAAGAAACGCAAAAUCGUGGUCUCAUCACAGACGGACACCUCCAUCUUCCCCGACAACAAGAAUUCCGACUUUCAAGCUAGUGACUUUGCUGGCCACAAGCUGAUUAAAGCUGAUUUCUCGCGUUCGAAUCUGACUAUUAGCGGAAUGAGGGCUCUAGAUCAGUUUGGCGAUGGGUCUUUCUACCUCCUCGAUGCACCUGGACACUUUGGCGGCCACGUAAUUGGCCUUGCACGGACAACACCCACCUCGUUCAUUAUCUUGGGAGCGGACACACUUCACCACGCUGGCGCGCUUCGUCCCGGCGGUGCCUUCCAGGCCAACAUCCCCUGCCCCGGAGAGCUCGUCGAAUCCGCGCGCAGUGCCAUCUCGACCGACUUUUUCUGGUCUCCCCGGACCGGGCCGGGCCGGUUCGACAUUGCCUCACGGACCGAGCCCCUCCUCGCGCUCUCCGACACGCCCGACUCAUUCUUCGUGGACCCUACCGCCGCGCAGCUCUCCGUGUCCAAGCUGGCGGCACUCGAUGCAGACAAGGACUUUUUGACGCUUGUUACCCACGAUGGGAGCAUCACGAGCGCGCUGCCGACGUUCCCUGCAUCGCUGGCGGAUUGGCAGAAGCAAGGAUUGAAGGAGAAGCUUGCGUGGCUGUUUCUGGACGGGAAGAACCCGUCGUUUUUGUUCCAACCGAAAGGACGCGCGAAGCGGGAGGCGCAUACACAUCAUCCUAAUGAGGACGUGUCCAAGGAGGAUGAUUAG
Messenger RNA from Mycena indigotica, 1191 nucleotides. Its product is annotated as Metallo-beta-lactamase superfamily protein. The transcript is spliced from 6 exons. The record is from RefSeq and is a predicted model, not a curated record. NCBI's taxonomy places the organism in Eukaryota, Fungi, Basidiomycota, Agaricomycetes, Agaricales, Mycenaceae. The coding region runs from base 1 to 1191 and encodes 396 amino acids.